CUUCUGAAUCAGGAAAAGCUUGAAAACAUCGGCAACCUUUGCCAUUAACGUGUAUUUAUGAUUUUAUGGACGUUGCAAUUAAUCAGCAAGAUGAUUUGGAGAGUGCAGUAGCUGUGUAUAUUUCCCGUCUCCUCGCUCUUUGGUCACGUGCGUGUAUGUUGCACUAACUCACAGUAUUACCGAGUAAGUAUGAGAACCGUGGACAAAAGUUGAUAUCUGCUAGCUAGCUAACGUUAGCCUAUUCAUAGAUGCUAGCUAAGGCUCGCCUACACUAAAUGUCUGUGAAGUUACAGGCAGCUUGUUGCCAGAUUUUGUUCGCUAGCGUGUCUGCAUAGUUGAAUGAUAUUCUAGAAUGACAAAGGGCACACAUGAAGAGAACCAUUAUACGGGCAAUAUUUAACUUUAGUGAAAUGCAACGAGUAGCUACCUAGCGUAGUAGUCGAUGGCAUGGGGGCCAGACCCCCAAAUUUUGGGUGACGAUGUCUCAUGGCAUAUUAAUUUUUACCAUUGGGAUUUUACGAUAUGACGAACAAUGUCAGUAUACAACCAGUUAUUGCUCACGUAUACCCUUUAAUCAUAUAUCAUUGGUAAGCUUCGAUUCACAGCUAUCCAUCCACAUUUUCAGAAAGUUCAGGCUUAAAAAAGGAAACCCUGAUACAUUUAGUUGGUUCUGAAAAGUCAUGAAAUUACAAUUCAAAUGAUAUAUAAUAUAAACAACUUCAAAUGUGACUCUGGGUGACAACAUACGUUUUUUCUAACAUUAGGAAUGUUUUCCCUCAAGAAAUGAAGUCCAUUUCAUGUUUUGUUUCCUUACUUCCUAGUAUCGCGAUACUGAUAUCCUGACAACACAGCCAUUGACAUUAGAAUGUUGGAAGCUUAGCCAUGUAAUUCCAUGUAGUGGGCGGCUAUGGUUUAGGAUUGUAACUUCGGUGAUAGAAGCAUUAAAUUGCACACAACCAGAACAGGGUUUUAAAAACAUUUUGUAGAUACAGGACCAUCACAGGAUUCACGCAUUAACUCCACAGAAGCCUUUUUCCAAUAUGGCCGCCAAACAAGGCAAUGGGGUCUUAUUGGAUCAAUUUCGCAUGACCAUACCUGUAUGAAAUAUAAUUGUAGUAUGCCCAAUAAUAUCUUAAAAUGUCCAUAGGGAUGUAGAAUACACAUCCAAAUGAGCCAUAUUUAUAAAUAUGUUAAAUGAUUCACAGAAUUGUGGUAAGAAUGUGCCCAAAAUGCUGUCCUAAUCACUGAUUUCUGAAAAUGUCGAUCCUUAAAGGGGCAGUGUAGUGAUUUUCCUGUUUUUUGUUGUAUUUUAUAUUUUCACACUGAGGUUGGAAUAACACUCUGAAAUUGUAAAAAUCAUGAUAAUGGCAUUUUUGUGUAAGGGCCGUUUAGAAGAAGAAUAAAAAAAGGCCUGGAAUUUCAGCCUGUUCAGUUGGGAUGGAACUUUUGGCCCACGUGACAUCACAAUAUGAUCUGAUUAAAAUAGACCAAUGACUGUUCAUAUAGGUAAGAGGGUGGGCUCUAGACUAGCCAAUCAGGGCUGUGUAUGUAAAUAUCUUAACAUUUGUUUCCUAACGCCCAUAUGAUCAGACUGAGCAUUUCCAGGGCCAAAGGCGGCUCGGGAUAUAAAUGAUGAUAAAUAUAUUUUGGAGUUAUUUUCAUUAAAUAAACACACAGUGCUUUACUAGACAUACAGUGACGAUUUGAAACAAUCAAUUACAAAGACUGCAUGGGGGCUUUAAUUUGAAUAUUUAAUCUUCAAACAAAAAAUUGAUUUAUACAUGUAAAUAUUCAUGGUUGUGGGGUGAUAAAAAUUAUAUACAAUGUUAUCCUGUCAACUGUUUUCAUAAAACAGAGGACUAGAAACCUAUAAAGUUCCAUAGGAAUGCCAAUAAGUUUUAACCUAAUAUCUUGGAGAGCAGCAAACCAUUACACAUAUUUAGUCAACAUUUAAAGGGAUAAUCCACCCCAAACCACUAAUUCCUAUGUUUAACAGUGUUAAAUAACAGUAAUAUGUGAAAACAAUAUUUUUUGUGAACAAAUGUUUAAUUUUGUCAUUAUAAGGUUGGUAGCAACAUGUCAAAAUCGUUCUGGAAAUCUGUUGCAGCUCAAGUCCACUACAAAACCCGAAAUGCUCUGGGCUGGCUAGCUAGCUAGCAAACGGAGCUACACACAAUAAUACCAAAGUCAAUAUCAGCAUAUGAAGUAGCUAGCUAGCUGUAAAAUCGCCUAAACAAACUGCACUAUCAAUUUAGGAGUCUCACAGAGUUCAAAUUGCAACUCUGCUGCCCAGAGCAAGUGCAGAGUAUGUUGCUAUGGCAACAACGGCCCUUUCCCACGUUUCCCACAGACACACAGUGCAUUGAGAGAUGGUACUUGAAGAACCAUACUUGUGGUCCUCUGUAGCUCAGCUGGUAGAGCACGGCGCUUGUAACGCCAAGGUAGUGGGUUCGAUCCCCGGGACCACCCAUACACAAAAAAAAUGUAUGCACUCACGACUGUAAGUCGCUUUGGAUAAAAGUGUCUGCUAAAUGGCAUAUUAUUAUAUUAUUAUAAGAAGAAACUGAGUUUAAUAAUUUGUUACACUGUUUAGAUUGAGCACAUCUAAGCGAAAUAUAUACUUUGUCAUGACGAUAUAAACGGAUGGAUGUGUUCUAGACAAGUAUGCCCAUACUAUCUAUUGGCUGAUUUGGCGAGCUGGAGUAGGUAAUUGUUUUAAAAGCGUUAUGAAAUGUGAUAUUGUGUUAUCCCCUAUCUCCAGUGACGAGAACCGUGUAGCUAUGACACGUUCUUGCACGAUUUCGUGAUUUCACAGUUGGACCACUUACACGUUAAAUCAUGGGGAACAUUUUUAUUUUACCCACUGAUAGAACAUAAGCUUUCACCAAAUAGACAGCAGUUUCAUUAUUUUUUAUUUCUGGGGGUGGAUUAUCCCUUUAAGAUAUACUCUUACUAUGGGGCCAUAGCAGGUUGGUCUGUUACUAGAAUACUAAAAGUAUUGACCUCAACAGGCCCAACAUUGAUUUUUACUACAUGUGACCUGUCAAGAUGCUGCUGUUCUUGUGGAUUGAGAGAUACAGAACAUAAUAAUAAUAAUAAUAAUAUGCCAUUUAGCAGACGCUUUUAUCCAAAGCGACUUACAGUCAUGCGUGCAUACAUUUUUGUGUAUGGGUGGUCCCGGGGAUCGAACCCACUACCUUGGCGUUACAAGCGCCGUGCUCUACCAGCUGAGCUACAGAGGACCACAUGUAUCCAUAAUGAUCCAGUAGUUGCUUACUAACUCCUAUUGCAAGUUUAUAAACAAUGCUUGUAUUUGUCCUUGCAAAAGCAUUACGCAUAAAGUACAAACUAAAAAUAAUCACACUUGCUUGCACUCACCUGAAUCACACUUGCUUGCACGCACCUGAUACUGUAUUUAACAACAUACAUCCCCAAGCUAUUGGUGAUUAUGCACAUUUAAACUGACAGAUAUGAAAGUGAAUGUAUACCAUGUGUGUCUGCUGCAGAUCUUGCUUGCUGCAUCACCAUCGCUGCCUUGGUUGGUGACAGGAGGCUCUGGAGAAGGAGUGUCCAUCAAGCCCUAAAGGACCAUAGCUUGGUCAUGAUGGACCACAGGAGAGCUCUAACCAUUUCACUGGCCGUUGACAAGGUGGAUAACGCUCAAGUAUGUCUGGCCUGCCUGGUUAUAUUCAUUCAUUGGGAUUCCUAGUCUUUUUCUCAGUCAGUAUGCAAGAACUAUAAUCAACAACAGUGAGCAAAGUAACAGUACCCCUUUCUGCUUUUUAGAUGGGAAGUCCACUCAAAAUCCCCAAGACCCUCCUUUCUUCAGAGUCGGGAUGUGGGAAUGAAGAGGCACAGGUAGAUGUUAUUCUCUUUGGGUCACCUUUCUCGUAAGGCGUCCGCAUGCUUCCCAUCUGAAACAGUUUGGAACAGUUCGUGCAUAUAUUAUGACGGCAUUUAGUGACAUUUUGGUUCGUUUUGGUUUUCGUCAAGGGUUUUUUCAGUUCCUGCACCCAGCAUUUUUUCUUGAGGCAAGCUGAAGUCUACGCCCUUUUGUCUGUGAUUGUUCAACAGUAGGGAUUCUUCAAUGAAGUGUUUGUUGUCAUUCAACGAGAGACAAAUCACUUUCAUGCAAAUUUUUUCAGUUGAGAAAUACUGCAACAAACAUCUUAGUUAGAUGUAUAAUUGCACGACUAAGAUCUCGACGAAAACGUAAAAAUUCAUGACAGAUUUCAUGAGUUAUCUUAGAUUAAGUCAGACAUCUGAGGAAGUGUAUACUGGCUACGGUGUCUCAAGAUGGACAAAUGCUACUAUUGCUGCUUUUUUCUUGUUUUUCAAGCGAAGGUCUUUUAAGGGAGAAUGCGAGCACACUCGUUCAGUUCGCCUAGCCUAAGUAGGGCAGACUAAGUAGGGCUUAUGGAGUCAAACAUUUAGUAAGAAACACAAUUAUACCUGAAAGACCUUAGCUGACCCCAAAAAUGUCUCACCUUAUGUCCCACGCACGCACACUCACACACACACACAACAUUAAAAUGGCAGAAAAUAAAUGAAACGACAGAUUGCACCUUUAACCUUUUUCACUGAGGUUUUAAUAUUGUGGUUAGGCCAGUGGGUAAGUAACUUUCCUCCUCCCUCUCUUUCUCCAACAGAUUCAUUGGUCCCAGAUUGCUGGAGACAGAAUCAAACUCCAAGAUUCCCGUCAGCAGAAUGGAUCCAUCUCUUUGGAUCAUGGCCAGGUGGCUUUAGCCCAAGCGGCAAUGGACAGGUGAGGAGCAGCAUUUAUGGAGCCACAGAUGGAAAGUUAUGUUAGGAAGCAAGCAUACAUAGUCUGGUUAGAUUAGACUUGUUGUAGGUUCAUAGAUGAUUUUACUCUAUAACAUGGUCAGUUAGUAAGAUACAGCCUUUGUCUUUCUCUUAUUCUGCCAAAAUAUACAUUUGAAUUCAUGUUAUUAUCUGUGAACUAAUUGGGAGCCUUUGCACGGUAAAGUAGAAUUAAGCCACUUUAUGUCAUUGAGUGCAGUUCUCCAAACGUUCCACAGAUGGGGCUCUUCCCCUAAGUAUUAUUCUCAAAGGUAGCUUACGUGCUCCGUGUACACCACCACUACUGGUACUGUAGAGAUAUAGCUGCAGCAGCAGUGCUUAUCUUUACCACACAGACUCACUGCCUGGCCCUAUCAACCCCAUUCCACCUGUCUGCCCCUCCCCAUUUUAGCCUCACAGUUUCCCUAUUGGUCAGAAUGGUCAUCAGAUAAGCCGGAAUGUCAUAUCAGGUCACGAUGACACAGAAUGGUCGUAGGGCUGUAAAGGUUCUGACUGGUUCUGUUCCUUCCUUCAUUAGGCAGAUCCAGUUGGUCCUCACAGACGUUUUAAAGACUGAACAGGGGCUGGCCUACCUGGACAAGAAAAGGCGUGGCCAGAUGACCGGCAAUGGAGAGCGAAAGAGCGAGUCAUGGGUGGGGAGUGGGCAGAGGAGGGUGUCUCAGAGCAGCAGAGAGGGGAGGGAGGAUCGGAGAGAUGACCCCCAACACAGAAAGAGACCCCAUGACCACCCCACACCCAUCUCGACCCGCAAGGACAGGAGGUAAUGCUGGGCUAAAUGUUGCUGAAUUUAGGAUGCCAGUGAGCGAUCAAGAGUUAAAACACAGAGCACAGAGUAAGCAUACAGACAGUAGAAUUUUGUUUGGGUGGCUUCUGACUUUCUUUCAUUCCUUCUUUCUCUCUUGUUUAGGUCACACCACAGAGGGGGAUCAGAGGAAGAAGAGAAUGAAAUAGGAGAGGAGAAUGGUGAGGACCAGGGGCCUCAUAUAUAAAAAUUGCAUACGCACAAAAUAUGCCCUAAAACAUGUGUGCGCCAGUUUUCACGGAAAAAAAGUGAACUUGACUUUAGAAUGUGCUUAUCCUCCCGCAAACUUUCUAGUGGUUGACGUAUUGCAUUGCAAGAAGGCAAAAGUAAUAUGACACUCUUAUUCAUAACAAAAAAAUAGGUAGCCUAGCUAAAUAUAAUAACAAGAUGCAAACAUUUUACCAUGUGCAUCUCUCAUUUAAUUGGGCCUAUUAGAUAUGCUAUUAUAAUUUCAAAUUUUUGUAAUUUCAAGUUUUUGCUCUAUGCAUCCGUCAGGGAGCGCGGUUUAUAACACAGUAGAAUUUAACCGGUGAACAGGCAGUUUAUAUUUUGCAUUGACAUUUGUAGGCUACCACUAUAAGUAGGCCUACUGUAGUUUAAAAAAAUUUCAGAGUAGAUCAUGUUUCAGAAUUCGCGGGGCAGUGCAGCAUAUUUAUGUUCGGGGAAAAAGUGAAGGUGAAACAUUGCAUUCAAACAAUCUGUUUACAGAUCCACAACAAUUUGCAAUUGUUUUUGUCUUUCAGAAAUGGUCAAAUACAGCAAAUGUCACUGCAAAAGAAAACAUUCUGCCAACACCUCCAAAGACAUUUGAUCAAGUUUGCAAUGCAUUGCUAUUUCCUUUAGAUACUGUCUUGGCCUAAGUCCAAUACUUCCAAAGUAUACUGCAAAUAAGGGUGUUAUUGUCACCAUAAAAGGUGAAUGAUGGGUGUUUUUCAGGCGGCGUUAUAAUGCUCGUUCACGUGCGCACAGUUUUACGACAGGUCUGGUUUAUAACGGCGUGCGGCAAGUUUAGAAAUCACAAUAUUUUUCUGCGUACUAAGUCUUUUCAGAAAUGGCGCACGCAGAUAUUUAGUGUUAAAUUUAUGCAACGGUUAUGAGGCCCAAGAGAUGCAGUGAAGAUAUCACACACACACACACUCCUACCGUUCUCCCGCCUCCUUAUUGGAAAGGCUCUGCAGUAUUCCUGGACUCAAUCCUGUUGUAAAUAAACAAACACUUUACUUUACUUUAUAGAGCUGUAAAACAAAGACCUGCUGAAUCUGCACCUUCCUUCCUCUCUUACAUACACACACACAGGCAAAGUUGAUUUAAUUAUCUUACGGUCAUUUGUUUUUCCAUAUCUGCUGCCCUACUUUCUGGAGAGUAGUAACAUGUUUAUUGUAUUUGGUGUGAUAACUUUAUCACCGUCCCUUUACUCUGCAGAGGGUGGUGUGUCAGGGAGGUGUGGGUCAGGGGUACCCCUGGAGGAGGUGACCUUUACUGAGGGGGACAGGCACCAGGAAAAGCAUUACCCACAAUCCACCAGGACCAGGAAGUCCAAUUCAGGUUUAAGCGAAUCCACACACGCUGAGGUAGGAUCUCUGGAUAUAAGUUACCUUAAUACUGACAUUAAAGUUGACUGACUUUAAGGCUAAAGCCAAAAACCUGCAAGCUGGAAUCCAAACCAUUAGACAACCGGUCCCCAGCCAAACGCAACCUUUAUCUCUCUGUUUCCAGAGGGAGAGAUGUAGGAGGGAGUCUGCGCUCUACUGUAAUGGACAGGUGAAGGAUGGAGGGAUGAAGGAUGGAGUGGCGGAGGGCUUGACCACAGACACCUCCAGGCGCUCCAGGGGGAGCGUGCUGCGCCUGUCCGGGGAGUCCAGAGUCGUGGGAGGACUGCCUCCCAAACGGCUCUGUCUGGAGGGGACAGGGGGCAGAGACACCAAUGUAGCAUCCAUAGAGGUAGAGGUGGAUCCCUCCGACUUUGACGGGACCUUGAUGGUAGUCACUGUGGGGGAAGACGGGGAAGUUGUUAGCCCCUCUAACCCCAGCUGUGGAAGGGAGAGGAGAGGAACCCUGAGGCUGAGCCUGUCCUCCUCCAGCCAGGAUAGGUCGCCCAAACCCAGCCCUGCUGAACCCAGUGAGUAUAGAGCGCACUGUACACUGCAUACCUUCACUCCUGGUGUGUGUGCUUCUUUCACCCCAUCUCUCUUAUUGAAACAAACAUACAGAAAUAAACAAACACACAGAUUCCUCCCCCUCCUGGAAUGGUUACAUUAUAAUGUAGUAGCAACGCGCAUGCCCUGCCCUCCUGAGGAUCUGUCUAUUUAAACCAUAUAUUUCAUGUGUUUGAGGGGUGCAAAAUCCACUUGUCACUUAAAUCUCACUAGAUUGAUUGCUUUCAUUUUACACCUGCGACUCUUUCAUACUCUUGCUUGUGCCUGUCGUUUUUUCCCAUGAGCGUUACGACCACGGACAUUUUUGUAAUGACCUGUCAGACACAGCCCGGUAUUGGCUGAAAUGGGCUCAAUGGAAUACAUUGUCUUUCCGUUGCAUCUAUAAGAACGCUAAAGCUUCAUCUGGGAUUUAACGCUUCGUCUCGAAACUUACAUCACAAGAAAGAGAUGAAAGAUAACUUUAUUUUGAUGUUUGUUUUUUGUGGAAUUGAAACAAGUAAUAAUUGAAUAACAUUUUACAUUUGUCAUAUAGCAGACGCUCUUAUCCAGAGCGACUUAGUUAGUGAGUGCAUACAUAUAUAUUUUUUUCAUAGUGGAAUCGAACCCACAACCCUGGCUUUGCAAAUGCCAUGCUCUACCAACUGAGAUACAUCUCUGCCGGCCAUUCCCUACCCUGGACGACGCUGGGCCAAUUGUGCGCCGCCCCAAGGUUGAAAUGUUUACAAAUUAGAUGCGCUGAAAUGAAACCCAACUUCUGAAAAUUAACACUCAGAUUAUAGUGAUAUUAUGUCUGCUCUCGCAAACAAUGUAAAGUAAUCCAGAGCCAAGCGUGUUGAUUUUUUUUAUCCGAAGGUAUCCUGCUAUUGACACACUUGUUGAAUUAUACAACAGUAAUUAAUGAGGCAGUCUAGACAGCGCAGGUGCGCUGUUCCACCCCUUUUAUGUUUAUGUUAAAUUGAAUGCACCAAUUUGUAAGUCACUCUGGAUAAGAGUGUCUGCUAAAUGACGUAGAUGUUAGUGUAUUUAUGCAAAUGAGGCACAUAUAAUUAUCUUUAUUUUAACAAAAAAAAAAAAAACAUGAUACCAUUAAAAAAUGUGUAUACGAGUGCAUUCAAAAAAAAAAAAAAAAAAAAAAAAAAAGACAUUUGACAAUAAAUUGAAUGCCUAAAUUCCCACCAAAAUCACUGAACAUUAUACGUGCCAGUAAAAUGUUUAAUGUGCUAUAAUUCAGUCAAUAUCUGAUGGAUUUUAAAAAUGCAAAAAGUUUAGAGUAUCUUCAUCCAUUGUCUGUUGCAUUUAUUAGUAUUGUUUUAAAACCUUUUAACAAUUUUGAUGACCUUUGCUCAAUGUAGUCUAUUUUUCUACUUCCGGCACCAAGCCUAAGCCCCCACAGUGUCUGUUAAUGCUGACCACUGGGUGCGUGCUUGUGACUGUCUGUGUCAGUAUGCCCAGUGUGUGUGUGUGUGUGUGUGUGUGUCUGUGUCUGUGUGUGUGUCAACUGGGUUGAGUGUGUUUCUGUAUGUGUCUCUGCCAGUAUUGCCUUUUUUGUGUGUAAAAAGUAUCUGCGUGCUUGCAUGCGUGUGUAAUGGCACUAGCUGUGGCCUACAACACUUUGCCAUUGCUAUGGUUACCCCCCCCCCCCCCCCCCAACAUAGCAGGAUUACUGCUGUCCCUGUCUUUCCUUCAAAGUCCAUUACACCACAGUCAUGCAGUGACAUGGCAAUGUGUGUGUAAUAUAGGGUUGGGCGGUAUUCAGAUUUCCAUACUGUUCCAGUAUCAUACUAUAUUACCUGCAGUGCACACAAGGGCGGCUAUUUCUUUGCAAACGUAAAAAUAAAUAAAUAAGUACGCUAACAAAGGACUAGUGAAUUCCCAUAGCGGACGCUAGGUAAAUGCUAACAAGCGCAAGCGAACAAACUAAAUGCAAGGACAGACAACCCAGCUAAUAAAGUUCUCAAUAGGCUACACUCACACUUGAUCCAGGACUGGAUUGAUGGUCUCUGCUGUAACCAAGAAGCUUGAUUUUACAAGCUAGCUACCUAUUGUUAGCAAAUCAAAUGCAUAGCUGGAGCCCUGAGCUGGAGAAAAUGUAUUUGGCACUUAGAUCGUUAAUUUAUACUAGUUAUAAGAUAUCUAGCUAGCAAACAUUAAUAGUGAAUUUGAAGUGAAACUUGAUCACCUCUCUUGUGCUGCUCAACUGUGGAGGUCACGUCACGAAACUUCCGUUUGCUCCAUGUGCUAGUUGUUAUCAAAUGUACCUGAAUUGAAUUGCAUUUUUGUGAGUAAAAAUAAAAAAUUAGAAUUUUUAAAAUCAUACCGUCUUUAUUUGAAAAUACCCCGGUAUACCGCCCAAGCCUAGUGUAUAACAAUAUUUAACUGCAACAGGUUUAAUCUGUGUGUGUUUUCUAGUCGUUCUCUCCAGUGAUGAGGAGGAGGUAGUCACCCCGUCCCGCAGUUCAGUCCUUCGGCCACAGACUGGGGCUAGUGACUCUAAGCGCCAGAGAAACAAUGCUCAGGAAGACAUGAUGGCAGAGAUGGACUCUCAGGUGGGCAAAAACAACUUCUGAAAUCUUAUGACAUCACAAAGGAUGGAAUAGGGGGAUCUCACAAUGGAUGACAUCACAGAGAACAGAAUAGGGGGAUCUCACAAUGGAUGACAUCCCAAAGGACAGAAUAGGGGGAUCUCACAAUGGAUGACAUCCCAAAGGACAGAAUAGGGGGAUCUCACAAUGGAUGUCAUCCCAAAGGACAGAAUAGGGGGAUCUCACAAUGGAUGACAUCCCAAAUGGCAAAAUAGGGCAAUCUCACAAUGGAUACCACUUCCUGAUUCAGCUUACACCGAUGCUCGAACCUAGGACCACUGCCUUGCUAGAACACAUGACCGCCCUCUUGAGGUGUCUUACCAGUCAGCGCCACACGAAAAGCUAGCUAUUCGCUGGCACAAGUGGGGACACUUCAGGCUGAGGAGUAGGGUACACACAUACCCCUGUUCUACACUAACGCUCAUUGACAUAGGCUGGUAGCAAAGCUAGCCAAAGGGCGUUUUUACCGGUUGAAGUGUUUUUUAAAAGUAUAAUGCAGUUGAUUGGUGACGAUGACACAAACGUUAUGUUAAGCAGGACAUUCAUACGAGCCUUACAAUCCAAUUAUAAUCUAAAAGCAGUGUGAAAUGCACUCAUAAGCAACAUGUAAAUGGUGGCUUUUUUUGCCGGCAGUCUAGGUUUUUUGUUUGUUUUUUAAAAGCGACAGAUUCUGUAUGAAAAGUGCUAUAUAUAAAAUACAUCUAUUGUCAUAAUGAGAACUCCCUGUAUUUUCCCCUACGGUGGGGAAAUUGUGAAUAGCGACUCGAGAGUUAUAGAUUACGGUGAUGUCACAAAGGGCUGCUCACGGAGGGAUCAGUGUACAGAGGCAGGUGGUGUUAGUGAGGGAGGGCAUUGCGUGACUAGACUGGCCCUAGGGGGUAGAACCACCACCUGCUGCCUGCCAGGCUUUAGAGGCCAGAGUGGGGAUACUGUAGCUCCCACGUACUGUAGUCGGUCAACUCAUAGGAGGACAAGCCAAAUGCCCUCGGCUGCACCACAUACAAAUGAACACACAUACACUAUAUGACCAAAAGUAUGUGGACACCUGCCCGUCGAACAUCUCAUUCCAAAAUCAUGGGCAUUAAUAUGGAGUUGGUCCCCCCUUUACUGCUAUAACAGCCUCCACUCUUCUGGGAAGGGUUUCCACUAGAUGUUGGAACAUUUGCUGCUGGGACUUGCUUCAUUCAGCCACAAGAUCAUUCGUGAGAUCGGGCACUGAUGUUGGGAAAUUAGGCCUGGCUCGCAGUCAGCGUUCCAAUUCAUCCCAAAGGUGUUCGAUGGGGUUGAGGUCAGGGCUCUCUGCAGGCCAGUCAAGUUCUUCCACACCGAUCUCGACAAACCAUUUCUGUGUGGACCUCGCUUUGUGCAUGGUGGCAUUGUCAUGCUGAAACAGGAAAGGGCCUUCCCCAAACUGUUGCCACAAAGUUGGAAGCACAGAAUUGUCUAGAAUGUCAUUGUAUGCUGUAGAGUUAAGAUUUCCCUUUACUGGAACUAAGGGGCCUAGCCCGAACCAUUAAAAAAAAGCCCCAGACCAUUAUUCCUCCACCACCAAACAGUUGGCAUUCGGGCAGGUAGCGUUCUCCUGGCAUCCGCCAAACCCAGAUUCAUCCGUCGGACUGCCAGAUGGUGAAACGUGAUUCAUCACUCCAGAGAACGCGUUUCCACUGCUCCAGAGUUCAAUGGCGGACAGACGGACAGACGCUCGCCGGUCCCGUUCUGUGAGCUUGUGUGGCCUACCACUUCGUGGCUGAGCCGUUGUUGCUCCUAGACGUUUCCACUUCACAAUAACAGCACUUACAGUUGACGGGGGCAGCUCUAGCAGGGCAGAAAUUUGACGAACUGACUAGUUGGAAAGGUGGCAUCCUAUAACAGUGCCAAGUUGAAAGUCACUGAGGUCUUCAGUACGGGCCAUUCUACAACCAAUGUUUGUCUAUGGAGAUUGCAUGGCUGUGUGCUCGAUUUUAUACACCUGUCAGCAACGGAUGUGGCCGAAAUAGCCAAAUCCACUAAUUUGAAGGGGUGUCCAUAUACCUUUGUAUAUAUAUUGUAAGUUAAACCGAUCUGUUGAUUAACUAAGUCUCUCACACACAAACCCUUUCUAUGUCUUAUUGCUUAUCCGGAUUCUCUUGUGCCCUUGUUAUCAGAAAGCAUGGUUGUUGUUUGCUUGCAUGCACUUGUGUGUGUGUCACUCAUCAAUGUGUUUAUGUGUUUGUUUCAGUUGGUGCCUGUGGUGGUGACAGGAUUUGGGGUGUCCCCCUUCCCCAGCAUUGAGGACUCUGAGAAUAUGGGCCUGUCCUUCUCUGCCCUGCACUGUGGGGGGGUCCGAGGGGAGGCCAGCGGGAACCUCAGGGUAAGGCUCUGAACACUGUGCUCCGACUGUGGAGAAGAUGCAGUACAUAAUAGAAUAGACAUUCAGUACAUAGCAGCUUGUACUCUUGCAGUGCUUGUGUGACACGGGGCCCUUUCUUUUCUCCUCUGCAGAUCACAAACCAAAGAAUCAUCAUACCAAUUCAAGGUAAUCCAGCACCCCUGGACCUUGUUUAUGAUGUCGCCAGCCUUUACCAUACAGUCCUGGUCCUCUAUUUAACCUUUAAUCCUUUUGGAACAAUUCCAUUAUUACUUGGUCCAACCUGAACGUGACCGUGUGUGGUCGCUAGCCCCUCUGUGCCUCGGGUGGGCGGUCAGGUGGGGCGGUCGUGUGGUGGCUAUAUAAACUCUGUUUUGAAAUAGACCCUCUCUGAUCCUGUUGUGGUCCUCCUGUCUGUCUGUACACCAUCCUCAUCUUCAGCUGAGCGCACACGUGUGUGUGUGUGUGUGUGUGUGUGUUAGACCCUAAGGGCUUUUGUGAUCUUUUUCACCUUUCUGCUGGUGAAAUCUGGCUGCAGAGAGCUACAGUGCUUACCCUUGUGACUACUGAUCACUACUAUAUGUGGAAUAGUAAUUUGUCCCGGUCUUCGUCUCCUGAAUAAGUCCCAGGUUUAGAUGACCAGGUUGUUGACCCCUCUCUCUCCCUUCUGUCUUCAGAGCCUUCAGGCCUGGUAGAAGUGAUGGUGACUGUGGAGCGCUGUCAGCUGUGGAGGUACAGCGUCUGGGACAUGGAGGAGCUACAGGAAAGAGGGCUGGGGUGGGAGGUUGAGCGGGAGAGGGGGCAGCCCCCCCCUGCCCUCCUCCUCCUCUACGUGUCAGACACCCAGGCAGUCGCUGUCCAAGAAGACCUGAGUGAGCUGUCAAUCAAACAGGCCUUAGACCCACCCACUGGUGAGAGCCUGCCUUGUGGAACAAAAGUGUGUGUGUGGGUGGGUGUUUGCUCAAGCGUGUGUACGCCUAUGUGCAAAUGUGUUUGACUGUGUUGUGUUCUCUCUGUGUGUGUGUGUUCACAGGCCAAGCCAGUCCCUUCCUCUUGCUCACUCUGCGUGACCCUCUGGAGGGGGUGGAGGGUGCGCUCCUUCGCUCCAUCCUCGACAUCAUCUGUCUCAACAACACCCCGCACGUCGAAGCUGCACGGCUCCGAGGCAACUCUCCUGUCAACGGGGUGGUUGACCUCCACAGUCCCCUCCUGUCAUUGGACGACAGUCUGGUGCUGGUCAGCAGAACCGGACUGGACCCUCAGCUGCUCUCCCUACUGGGCCAGAACAGUGCCAAGCCUAGGACAGACCAGGACCAAGAACCAGAACAGGACAGAGACACACCUGGGCUGGAGCUGGACACUGUGGACAGAGAGGUGGAGGGGGAGUCACAGACACUACCAGACACAGAGACAGACGUACAGACAGAGGAGGAGGAGCAGAGGGAGGUAGAGAUCGUACCCCUCACUGAGGUUGGUAGUACUUUGAGUGCAUUUGUUUGGGUGUGGACGUGUGUGUGACUGAUGUCAAUAAGCUCAACCAUAACAAAACCCAAAGCUCUAACAUUAAUAAUCAAAUUGACAACAUGUAACCCAUUAUACAUCCUCUGUCAUUUGUCACCCCUCCAGGAAAGUCCAGUCCAGCCUAGACCCAUGUACACAGUGUGUCAUCACAGAACCAGAGGCUCCUACUCUGUGUCCCUGGGCCCCAAGCCUGGCUCCAAUUGGACCCGGUACACACACCAGGGCCCCACACGCAGGCAAGCUACACAACUUGUUGAGUCUUUGAAAUUAAUCUCCAGGACCUGAGACGGAGACCCUUGCUGUAGAGAAAAGUGUAGAUGUAUGGCUUAACUUCUUUCUUUCUCAUCCUCCUGUUCUUAGGUUGAUCCAGUUUCCUCCACCGCCUUCCAAAGGAGGGAUCACCGUGACAACAGAAGAUCUGGAGUGCCUUGACAACGGCCAGUUCCUGAAUGAUGUCAUCAUCGAUUUCUACCUCAAGUGAGGGUGACAUCAGUGAUUGCAUGGAGUAUCUCCCCUAACAGAGACAUCCUCUGUACGCAAAACAGUUUGGUGCCAAAAUGGAGGACAAUUUCAACUCCAACAUGGCUCUGUCUCUGUCCCAACAGGUAUCUGCUCCUGGAGAGGGCUCCACAAGAUGUGGCUGAUCGCUCUCAUGUCUUCAGUAGCUUCUUCUACAAGCAGCUCACACGCAGAGACAACGCAAGUGAGGACAGCACCAGCAUCUCGUAAGUGUGUGUUUGUGUGUGUGUGUAUUUUGGUUUAUCAUUAAUGUAUUUGUAUAUUUUUGUUGAUAUUUGUAUUGCAGUGUAUGUUUCGUGUGUGUGUGUGUUGUCUGUCCCCAGAGCGCAACAGAGGCGGCACCAGCGGGUGAAGACGUGGACACGACAUGUGGACAUCUUCAAGAAAGACUUCCUGUUUGUGCCUGUCAAUCAGGAGUGAGUGACACACACACACAGCUUUGAUGUAAAAACAUUUGGUGUACAUUUUUUUUUACUAUUAAAAAUCCUAUUUUCCUUAACCCUAACCCUAUCCUUAACCUAACCUAACCUUAACCCCAAAACCCUAACCCUAACCUUAACCCCAAAACCCUAAACCUAACCCUUAAGCUUAAAAUAGCAUUUUAGCAAAUUCCUACGCUUUUAGGACAUUUGGCUGAAUCGUUAGGACAUUGGGGUCCUGAUAAUGUAGGAAAACAAGUGUACACACACACUCACACACACUAACACGCAUCAAUAAACCAUGUGACUUAUAGUGCUUUCUUCCUUGUAUUGCAGAGCCCACUGGUACCUGGUGGUGAUCUGCUUCCCUGGCCUGGAGGAUCCCCAGUGUGAGGAGUGGAGCAACCCAGCCUCGCUGAGGGGAACAGGGGGGGAGAAGUCAGGCAAGGCACAGGCUGAAGAGGAGGCCUCCGGGUCUGAAAAGCUAAAUGGUGUCACUGAAGUUCCCCCUGGUCCGACCAACACUGACAACCAAGACAAACUGACAGUUACAGGUAUGUGUGACUAAACAAUUCUCAUCAUGUCUCUCACAGGACAUUAGACCUUUGUGAAACCAUCAAACUUACAUAAUAUUUCAACAUUAAUGAAUAUUUGCAUUGGUUUAGGAAGUAUGACUAUGGGUGGUUUAGAUAAAUGCACCUUAUGUGGUAGGAUUUUUUUUAUUUCACCUUUAUUUAACCAGGUAAGCCAGUUGAGAACAAGUUCUCAUUUACAACUGCGACCUGGCCAAGAUAAAGCAAAGCAGUGCGAUUAAAAACAACAACACAGAGUUACAUAUGGGGUAAAAAAAAACAAAGUCAAAAAAUACAACAGAAAAUAUAUAUACAGUGUGUGCAAAUGUAGCAAGUUAUGGAGGUAAGGCAAUAAAUAGGCUAUAGUGCAAAAUAAUUACAAUUAGUAUUAACAUUGGAUGGAGCCAGAACAGUAAGGGAGAGAGAGAGAAUUGUUUAAGAGCUGCUCUGGAUUUUUAUAAUCCAAAAACAAUCAGAACACCAGUCACAGACAGAAACAGAGAAUGAAGCUGGAACUCAAUAGGCUUUAAUCUACUGGGUUUUUAUGAGACUAAGACACAAAUCCCAUUCUUUAUGUCACUGUGCUGCGAUAACAUACAUCAUGACAGUAACAACAACUACAUUAUCAAUGGGAUAAGGGAAUAACAGCAGCAUAAAUACCUGGGCUGUAACAUGAGGAGGAUAAUGCUGCUGCUGAUGAUGAUGUUUCCUCUCUCUAGUUGUUUCAGAGAGUGUUGUCCAGGGUGAAUCAGUACUCCAGCCACCUCCUGGUCCUCCGGUAAGACACAACUGUCUUUAGGGCUCUUAUGUUGGGUCUCAAUUUCUCGCAUUUAAUUGUUUUCCUUCUUUCUUACUCUGUUGUUCUCUUUCUUACCUUCUGUCGUUCUUCUUCUCCCUAGGACUGCACUGAGAAGACCUGCCACAGAGACAAUGUCUGUAAAAGGUGAGUGGAAACACAUACACACACAUAGAAAGAGCUCAUAACUGGAUGUUUAUAUGCAAUUGUGAAAUGUCUUUCUCUUCUCUCCUCAGACCCUGCAUUCUCAUCAUGGACUCCCUCAAGUUCUCCCUCCAUGAGCGUGUCUUCAAACUCUUACGAGAGUGAGUGUGUUCACUAUUCCUGUGCGUGUGCGUGUUAAAUAUCUGCAGAGAGAAUGGAAUGGUGUGUAUAUGCCUGUGUGUGUGUGAAUAUGUACCUUUAUGGGUGUUUAAUGUACUCUCUGUCUGUCUCUCUCUGUGUCAGGUACCUGCAGUCAGAGUGGGAGGUGCGUCGGGGCUCUGUGCGUGAGUUCAGUUCUGAGCAGAUGAGAGGCUCCCACUGUAAGGUCCCCCUACAGGACAAUAGCAGUGACUGCGGCCUAUACCUGCUGCAAUACGUUGAGAGUUUCCUGCAGGUAACUGUGCACAUGGAAUAAGAACACGCAUAUACAUACGCAUUCACACACUCACACCUGUAACCAGUCGGGUAUUGAACUGGUGUGGUGUCUGAACAACUCAAGACCAUGUUAGCCAACUGAGUCUUCAGGUCUCAGGCAAGGUUACUUAUGUUUUUCUCUUAUGAGAACAUACUCACAAACACAUAUGCUGACAUACACCUACAUACACCUUGUCUCUCUCUCCUGACGUUUCUCCCUUUAGGACCCUUUGGUGCACUUUGACCUCCCCCUGCGCCUAGAACACUGGUUCCCACGGCAACAGGUGCGGAGGAAACGAGACGAAAUCAGGGACCUGGUGCUGCACCUGUAUAGACACCAGAGGGGCAUGGUGGGUAGUAUAGGAAACAUGGGA
Messenger RNA from Coregonus sp. 'balchen', 17527 nucleotides. The record is from the annotation of a GenBank genome assembly. NCBI's taxonomy places the organism in Eukaryota, Metazoa, Chordata, Actinopteri, Salmoniformes, Salmonidae.